AUGAUUGAUUCUCUGAUAUUUUGGUUUGGUUGGCUUUUUAUAUCAUCGGUCUAUGGUCAGAAAUAUGGUAGAUUCGACCAAACAGGAAAUGGGUUAGUAGAAGAUUUCAUGGCCAAUUCUUUCAAUAUAUCAUCUUGGAAACCGAUCUCUGCAAACAUCACUCCUGGACAACAACAUUUUUACUCUUUCCCAAUCAAUAUAAAUGCCUCAGGGACCGGAUUUGCACCAAGUUAUGAAGUGUUAGUCUUUAUAAGUGGUACUAUAUGUAGAUACCCUCUAUAUCUACCUAAUGAUAGGUUUGCCAUGGAACAGAACAUUAAAAAUAAUGUUACAAAUGAUGUAGAAUUGGCCAUGUGGUAUUCAUUUAACAAAUCAAUGGCCACAAAUAGAUCUUUAGCAAUACGCCAACUUUUUUCAGCUGGUUAUGUGGAAAGUCUAGCCGUCAGUCCCGUUAAAGUUAUUUAUAACAGCACUAACAAUACUUUGAUAGAUACGUUAACGUAUCCGGAUUUGUAUGUCAUGGUCCAAUUGUUCAACACUACUACAAAUGAACCUUUGGAAUCUGCAUCAGCUAAUCAAGACCUUGUUUGGAAUUAUAACUUAGCAAUUUCAGAGACCGAUUUAGUAUAUCAAUGGGAUGAAAGGUCUUGGCUGGAAUUAUUGGAUACCGAUGACAACUCUGCAUUACUUAUGUCUGGUAAUGUGACAAGCGACAGUCUAUCUGCGUCUACUAAUUACACAUUGUAUGACCCCUCCCUAUACGACGUUUAUAUUUACACUGAGGAGGAAUAUAAUAAGAUAGUUAAUGCAGAUUUAACCUAUUCUCUUUGUGCAAUUAAAAAUGGAAACUAUUUGACCACUUCUGCAACAGAAAACACAACAAGUAAAAAUUUAGAUGAGAACCAACUAAGAGUCCAAAAAUAUGUCUCCUCCAGUAAUUAUGGAAUGUCUGAAUAUUUCUAUGUGACGGGACUAAAUGCAUCAACCACCUAUUAUUCAUUCUUAGUGAAAAAAGUGGCACAAAGUGGUAAUUUAACCGAUGUUGGUGGUAUUUUAUUCGCUGCAGAAUCAUUUACUACAAUGGAUGAUGAUACCUGCUCUUUAAUCCAUAGUUUAGAGUUUUGCCGAGGGGUUGCAUAUGCAGUACCUUCUUCAUCACUUGCAGGCCAUAAUAAAACAUUGUUAGCUGCAACUUAUGAGGCUAUUGCGUCUCAACUGUACACUAAUUUUUCAUAUGCUUUGCAGUUGAUACCCUGCGAUGCUGAGUUAGAUGCAAGAUACUCUCCAUUAAGAACAUGUGAUGAUUGUGCAGAAUCUUAUAAAAAUUGGCUAUGUGCAGUUACUUUCCCUCGUUGCACCACUGUAGAGUCCCAAUAUUAUAUUAAAAGAAAAAAAGGCGAAAGUAGGAACUCUUUUAUUAACAGCUUUAUCAGGCCCUUACGUGACUACUAUGAAAUACUGCCCUGCAUCAAUAUGUGCUAUAAUAUGGUAAGAGAUUGUCCCAGUGCUUUUGGAUUUGCUUGCCCAUCUUCAGACAAGCAUGAAGAAUUAUUAUUACAUAGUUAUAAUUACUAUGUGGAAGAUGCUGACGUUCCAACUUGUUACACAUUAAGUAAUAAUUAA
Molecule: messenger RNA, 1623 nt
Organism: Arxiozyma heterogenica
Lineage: Eukaryota; Fungi; Ascomycota; Saccharomycetes; Saccharomycetales; Saccharomycetaceae
Gene: MID1
Product: Mid1p
Exons: 1
Coding region: 1-1623 (540 amino acids)
Biological process (GO): calcium ion import across plasma membrane
Molecular function (GO): protein binding; calcium channel activity
Source: RefSeq, a predicted model, not a curated record